Messenger RNA from Penicillium canescens, 1653 nucleotides. RefSeq lists its product as uncharacterized. The transcript is spliced from 2 exons. The record is from RefSeq and is a predicted model, not a curated record. Gene Ontology annotation, molecular function: NADH dehydrogenase activity. Lineage: Eukaryota; Fungi; Ascomycota; Eurotiomycetes; Eurotiales; Aspergillaceae. The coding region runs from base 1 to 1242 and encodes 413 amino acids.
AUGGAGCCUAUCCGCAACAUCCUGCGCCACAAGAAGGCCAGUGUUAAGUUCUACGAAGCCGAAGCCACCAAGAUCGAUUACGAGAAGCGCGUUGUCUACAUCAGUGACGAUUCCGAGAUCAAGGGUGAUAUCGCCCACACUGAAGUUCCCUUUGACAUGCUCGUGAUCGGUGUUGGCGCCGAGAACGCUACUUUUGGUAUCCCCGGUGUUCGCGAGAACUCCUGCUUCCUGAAGGAAGUCGGUGACGCUCAGAACAUCCGCAGGCGUAUUAUGGACUGUAUCGAGACUGCCUGUUUCAAGGACCAGACCGAGGAAGAGGUCAAGCGCCUGCUGCACAUGGUUGUGGUUGGCGGUGGCCCCACUGGUGUCGAGUUCGCCGGUGAGCUCCAGGAUUUCUUCAACGACGACCUCAAGAAGUGGAUUCCUGAGAUCAAGGACAACUUCCACGUCACCCUCGUUGAGGCUCUUCCCAACGUUCUUCCCAUGUUCUCCAAGCAACUGAUUGACUACACGGAAUCCACCUUCAAGGAGGAGGCUAUCACUAUUCGCGCCAAGACUAUGGUCAAGAAGGUUACCGACAAGUACAUCCAGGCCGAGGUUACCAAGCCCGAUGGAUCUAAGGAACUCGAGACUAUCCCCUACGGUUUGCUCGUCUGGGCCACCGGUAACGCUGUCCGCAACGUUGUCCGUGACCUCAUGAACCAACUCCCCGCCCAAGCCAACUCCCGCCGCGGUCUUGCCGUCAACGAGUACCUCGUUGUGAACGGUACCGAGAACGUCUGGGCCGUCGGUGACUGCGCCAUUGCCAACUAUGCUCCUACCGCCCAGGUCGCCGGCCAGGAGGGUGCUUUCCUGGGUCGUCUCUUCAACACCAUGGCCAAGGCUGAGGCGCUCGAGAAGGAGCUUGAGAAGCUCUCCGAGCGCCAGGCCCUUGCCAAGGGUGAAGAUGAGCGCAACCAGAUCUUCGACGAAAUCCGUGAGCGCCAGAAGCAGCUCCGCAGAAACAAGCAGAUCGGUCCCUUCCAGUACUCGCACCAGGGUAGUUUGGCCUACAUUGGUAAGGAGCGUGCCGUGGCCGAUAUCAGCUGGCUGAGCGGCAACAUCGCCAGCGGUGGUACCAUGACCUACCUUUUCUGGCGCUCCGCCUACCUGAGCAUGUGCUUCAGCACUCGCAACCGUGUCCUGGUCCUCACCGACUGGGUGAAGGCUAAGCUCUUCGGCCGUGAUGUCUCCCGGGAGUAAACCACUCCAGUUCCGUCGACCGUCUGUACUAUUGCCAAAACACCACAUCACAUUCCCUUUCUUUCGCUUCCCUCAUCAGCGGCACGUUAACACCGUGUCUUGCCACGCUACAUCUACUUCUACCACUUCUUUACGCCCCCGCCAAACACUUGUCUCUCUACUUUCUCUUUGCAACUGCAGCCGUGAUAGACUUAUCCAUUUCUCUGUCUUAUUUAUCAUGACCCUGCCAUUGGUGCUAAUUCGCCAUCUUCUUCGUUUGGCUUUCGCUUUCUUUUCUUGGGGACUGUACGCUAUAGGAAUUUAUAGACUGGGUCUGGAAUCGUUGUCUUGAACCUGUUACUCUUAUGAACUCCUAUAUCUCUGCCUUGUCCAUGUAGUAUCUAGUUCUAUGCAUCGGCGGGCUUCUAUAGG